GACAGAAAGGCCACAGAGAGGCUGAGCUGAGCUGACUGGCCUUUGUUGUGAAGGAGAAACAGACCGACAGAUGGAUGUUUUAUAACGGUCGGACAGACGGAGUGGAAGUAGUUUAGCUUGGUUCGACCCAGCGCCUUUAUUUCAGUAGUUGUUCUUAUUUAUUUAUUUAUUUAUUUUGUUCGCAGAUUUACAGUAAGAUUAUUACCGCUAACAGUCGGUGAGCGGAGGCAGCACAGAGGAUUCAGAGGACUCCGCUACUGCUGCGGCUUUUUGGACCAUUUUAGCCCUUUUAGUUCAUUAACCUCACAGAAAACAACCUCGGAAUAACACGACUGGAUCGACAACUAUCCUCAGAUACAAUCCAGAUAGAUGAUUAACCCUGCUGUGACUUUGGAUCCGUUGAUUUUCGGUCAUGUUCGCGUGUCGGUCGGUUUGUUGUUGUGGCGUUAGCUUAGCCAGCUAGCACAGUUAGUUAGCAUUAGCGCAGUCUGCUUUGUGCGGGUUCUUUUCUUUUCCUUGCGCUAAAAAUCAUGUUUGGGACCCCAAGGAACCUUUUAUUCAGCUGAAAUGUGCUUUUAAAAGCUUAUAUAGGCGUUUUAGUAGGUUAACUGCUAUAAAUGGGCUGCCAAAUGUAGCUGUAAGUCAGCUGAAUGUAGCCUGAUCUAUUAGCUUAGGUUAGCUUAGCUUAGCUUCAGUCUAAAGAUUCAGCUGAAUCGGCUGAUGUGAGACAUUUAAAUUACAUUUUGCAGGCCAUAAACUAUAUAAAGCACCCUAGAAUUUGUACCAGAUAGCGAAUAAAGACGGUAGAGUCUGUUUGUUCUAGAUACACAAGGUAACCUGAGCUGCUUUAGCCUGAGUUUAUAUGACAAGGCGAGUAAAAUCUUAGUAUUGGACAUUCAUCACAUUUAUAUUUUUAACAAUUGCUGCUUUUAGUAACAGUUAACUUCAUCAGUACAACUUUUAAUUAGAUGUUUAUUAGGGUUAUGGAUAUAUACUGACGUUACAGGAGGUUACAAGUUAAGAGGACAGAACAAAAACAGCCAGAUUAAGGCCAGUACAUUUACUUUAACCUUAUAACUAAUUAAACACAAGUUAUUAUGGCCAGUUUGGACAUGAAGACCUCGCUAUGGACAUGUUCAGUCGCCACCCUCUGCCUAGUCUUCAUUGGAAAUGCAGCUUGCUCACAGCACAACGACAAUGUUUAUGUAUCAGGAAUUUCUAACGCUUGCGGAGAUGUGGUGGAACAGAUCAGGGCGUCCAGCGGUGUCAUCACCAGUCCAGGCUGGCCCUUUGAGUAUCCGUCCCGCAUUAACUGCAGCUGGAACAUCAGGGCCAAUCCUGGAGAAAUUAUCACCAUCAGUUUUCAGGAUUUUGAGAUUCAAAGCUCGCACCGCUGUGGAUUGGACUGGAUCUCCAUCGGUACCUAUAAGAACCUGGAUGGUUAUCGCGCCUGCGGCUCAUCCAUCCCAGCUCCGUACAUCUCCUCUCAGGACCACGUGUGGAUUAAGUUCCACUCAGACGACAGUCUGACCGGCAAGGGCUUCAGGCUCUCUUACAUAACAGGGAAAUCUGAGGAGCCCAGUUGCGAGUCUGAUCAGUUUCACUGUGGCAAUGGAAAAUGCAUCCCGGAGUCAUGGAAGUGCAACACGAUGGACGAGUGCGGCGACAAUUCGGACGAGGAGCUGUGCGUUCAGCCAAAUCCCUCAGCCUUCUUCUCUUUCCAGCCCUGUGCCUUCAACCAGUUCCCCUGCCUGUCCCGCUACACCCGCGUCUACACCUGCCUCCCUCAGUCUCUGAAAUGCGACGGCAGCAUAGACUGCCAGGACCUGGGCGAUGAGAUCGACUGCGACGUGCCUGUCUGCGGCGAGUGGCUUCGGAACUUCUACGGAACCUUCAGUUCGCCCAACUACCCGGACUUCUACCCGCCCGGCAGCAACUGCACCUGGCUGAUCGACACCGGAGACCACCGCAAGGUCAUCCUUCGCUUCAUGGACUUCAAGCUGGACGGCACGGGUUACGGAGACUACGUGAAAGUUUACGACGGUUUGGAGGAGAAUCCUCGGCGGCUGCUACGUGUUCUGACCGCCUUCGAUUCUCGAGCUCCGGUAGCCGUCGUCUCGUCCUCCGGCCAGCUCCGCGUCCACUUCUACGCAGACAAGAUCAAUGCGGCGCGAGGCUUUAACGUCACCUACCAGGUGGACGGUUUCUGCCUGCCCUGGGAGAUCCCCUGUGGCGGGAACUGGGGCUGCUACACCGAACAGCAGCGCUGCGACGGGUACUGGCACUGCCCCAAUGGCCGCGACGAGCUCAACUGCAGCAGCUGCCAGGAGGAUGAGUUCCCCUGCUCCCGUAACGGCGCCUGCUACCCUCGCUCCGAUCGCUGCAACUACCAGAACCGCUGCCCCAACGGCUCCGACGAGAAGAACUGCUUCUUCUGCCAGCCUGGAAACUUCCACUGUAAGAACAACCGGUGCGUGUUCGAGAGCUGGGUGUGUGACGCGCAGGACGACUGUGGCGACGGCAGCGAUGAGGAGAGCUGCCCGGUCAUCGUCCCCACGCGGGUCAUCACGGCCGCGGUUAUCGGGAGUCUGAUCUGCGGCCUGCUGCUGGUCAUCGCUCUCGGCUGCACCUGCAAGCUCUACUCUCUCAGGAUGUUCGAGCGCAGGUCCUUUGAGACCCAGCUGUCCAGAGUUGAGGCAGAGUUACUGAGAAGGGAAGCUCCACCUUCAUAUGGGCAGCUUAUUGCUCAAGGCCUAAUCCCUCCAGUAGAGGAUUUCCCAGUCUGCUCUGGUAACCAGGCCUCUGUGCUGGAGAACCUGCGCUUGGCUGUGCGGUCACAGCUCGGCUUCACCUCCAUCCGCCUCCCGACCUCCGCUCGUCAUGGCAACAUCUGGCGGCGUCUCUUUAACUUCACUCGCUCCCGCCGCUCCGGUUCGCUGGCGCUGGUGUCCGCCGACACCGAGGAGGGCUCGGGCAGCUCCGGCCGCGACCAUGACCGUUUGGGGGCUCACCGUGGCCUGCUGCCGCUCGAUUCCGAUGACACAGACACCGAAAGCGAACAGCAGCCGCGACGGGACGCCCCUGGUGCCGUCGGGGGUCUAGCGGCUCCGCCCCUUCCUCACAAAACCCCGCCCACCACAGCAGUAGAGGCCAUCGUCUCUGUUUCCAGCAGCUCCUCCUCCGCCCCUCUGGCCAGCCGCGAAGGCAGCAUUGCAGAAAGUGUAACAGACAGCAGUGGGGUGAGUGAAGGAUGUGGUGUGGUGCCCCCCAGUGGGGGAAGGAGCCCUUUCAGCAGCGCUUUAAGCCGCGUCACACGGAGCCUCCGCUGGGUCCGCUUCAGUCUCGGCCGCUCUUCCGCUUCUGGGUCUGGCUCGGGCCAGCAGAACCAAAGCCCGCUGCGGCAGCUGGAGCAUGGCACUGCGGGGGGCGCCAGCGGGAGCAACAGAGGCGAGGACGAGGAUGACGUUGAGCUGCUGAUUCCAGUUUCAGACGCAGGCUCGCUGGACAGUGACUCCAACGAAAGCGCAAGGCCGUUGCUGGAGCCUGGAGCAGACCAGGCUUUCGGAACGCAGCCGAACCCCGCAUCCCGGGGCAGGCCGGUGUGCCGGGAUGGACCCUGUGAACACUGUGGAAUCGUCCACACGGCACGCAUCCCUGAUGCUUGUCUGGAGGCCACAGCUAGAACAGAAACCAGCGACGACGAGUCUCUCCUGCUGUGUUAAGUCAGGAGUUCUCAGCUCCAAUCCUGAGGACCUGCUGCUCUCCGGUGUUUUCCCGAACCCAGCACUCCGACUCCGGCCCUCGCCCAGCGAGGUAGAUCAGCGGAAUAUCUCACAAAGCAGUGUUUCUUAGCUGGCUUUCACUUUUUUUUAACAGUAUUAUUGAGUAUAAAUGCGAUAUAUUUUCAGAAUAUUGCAUCACAUCACUAAACAGAACAUAACAGGCAUGAUGACAGAUGAAGAAAAACAAAUGAUACAUAUGCAAUGGCAGUUAAAACCAGAAUACAGUUUCAGAUUGCAGCAUGUUAGUGUACAGAAAUAUUUUAGGUGUCUGGCUUCUUCAAAAGAAGAGUUUUCCCCAAACAUCCAGAGAUGGGUGUGGUUUUCUUCUAAUUACAAUUGUUACAUUUAAUAUGGCCAAACAAAGAGAGAGACUUUAACUGCUGGCCAAUUGUUGGACAGCUAAUUUAAGGCUGACUGGAAAUCAAAAUGGACAUCUAUUUACCUUGUUAGUUGCAUUAUGUUUCAUUAAGGACGAUUAUUAUUAUUAUUAUUAUUAUUAUUAUUACGAAUAUAAUAUCACAUCACAAAACAGAACAUAAUACAUAACAGGCAUGAUGAAAAAUGAAGAAAAACAAAACAAAUAUGAUACAUGUGCAACGGUACAGAAGUUCGGAGAGGCCAUGAGCUGUUAAUAUAAUUUUCUGGAUUGUUAUCUUGAGAUCACAAGAUAGCUAACUCAUUAUCUCAAGAUAACAACUUCAUUGUAUUGAGAUCACAAGAUAGCUAACUUGUUAUCUCAAGAUAACUUUGUUAUAUUGAUAUCACAAGAAAGUUGACUUGUCUCAAGAUAACAACUUCGUUAUAUUGAUAUCACAAGACACUUAACUCGUUAUCUCAAGAUAAAACUUUAUCUUGAGAUCACAAGAAAGUUAACUCGUUAUCUCAAGAUAACAACUUUCUUAUGUUGAGAUCACAAGACAGUUAACUUAUCUCAAGAUAACAAUCCAGACAAUUAUAACUACCUCAUGGCCUCUCCAGACUUCCAUACCGUGGUGAUGAAAACCGUUACAGUUUCAGAUCACAGUCUGUUGGUGCACAGAAACAUUUUAGGUGUCUGGCUUCCUAAAAAUCACCAGUUUUGUCCCCAAACAUCCAAAAAAUGGGUGUUGUUUUCUUCUAAUUAUUACAAAUGUUACAUUUACCGUGGCCAAACAAAGAGAAAGAGACUUUUACUGCUGGCCAGCUGUUGGACAGCUAAUUUAAAGUCGACCUGAAACCAAAAUAGACAUGUUUUUACCUCGUUAGUUAUUUUAAGUUUCAUCAAGGAUGAUUCGUCAUACCAUUUGACAAAAAAGAUAAAAUAUUUGUUUCCAUCAUCAAUGACCAAACUAGGAGUCUGGGUGCUGUCUAUCUGAGUAAAGUGGGCGGGGCUUAUGCCAUGGACGCACCCAUGCUCAAACAACAAAAAUUCUUCUUUCUCUUGUGAUCUUACAUCAGAAUGUAAUGGCUUUAGCCCCGCCGCUAAAAUGCUUUCUUAUUUUAGUCACAGUGCACAAGCGUGUGAGACAAAAUGGCAUUAACCAAUGAUACCAUGUUUUACCUUCUCCACUCGCCCCCGCCACCAGGUCCUGUCUCGAUCAGGAGAUUUAAUCCUGCUAUAUAAAUAACUCUGAUUAACAGCCGUCCUUAUUUCUUCAAUCUAUGCAGAUAUUAAAGUAAAAGCCUACAGCAGCUAAAUGGCCUGAUUAGCUAUUUUGCUUAGCUGUUGAUGCUCCUGACAGACGACAAAAACAGCUGGAGCUCAAAUAAACAAAGCUGCCCUCUGAACAUGUUGGAGCUCCAGCAGCUGCUUAUGCUGGUUUCAUAAGACCAACGAUGCGUCUCAGUAAACGUAUUUUCUAUCUUCUUUUAUUUACCUUCAACCAACUGAUGAAAACACACCCCAUUCAUGCUAACAUUAGACUGUGAAAGCUGGCAACUGUGCUUCAGUAAUUGCAGGACGAAUAUAUAAUAAUUGUGACAGGUUGUGUUGUGAGUCAAGCCUGUCCAAUCAGAGAACAGCUGAGGAACAUUCCUAUUGGACAGUCCUCAAUUUGGACCGAAGUUAUCCAGCGUUCCUGAGAAAUCCUGCUUUGUGAAAGGUCUGUCUGGGCGGGAAACGUUUGAAAAGGCAGCGCGCCCUCAGGUCUGGAGUUGAGAACCGCCGUGCGAAGCCUGCCAGCUGCAGCGCAGUCCGUAAGGCUCUGAACUCGUGAACUGUCCCUGCUUCAAGCUUCGCUUCUUCUGUCUCCCCAGCAGGGAAAAGUGUGAAUGUGUUUUUUUGGACAACCUGCCCUUUGAAUUUCCAAAUGCUUACACAAGAGCUUUGAGACCAUUUCUGGUACGCAGUCUCCCCCUCCACUGUGCUGUUUUGGCAUUUCUCUUCACCGUUUUUAGCUACGUGGUUAAUAAAGUCUUCUUUUUCCUUCUGUUUCGUUCUCCCUGCCUUUGUUAAGAGGGAACAGCUGCAGUUUACGACGAUACACUUAGCUGGGUGGGAGAGGAGCGCUGGGAAGCGAAGGAGCUGUGUAAACACUGUCUGGAGGAGGUGUAAAAUGUACACUGGUACUGAAAAAGCUGAACUAGCUCAGAAGCUGCAAGAGAUUUAUUACUUAUUAUUGAAUUAUUUGAACCUUGAUGUCAUUAAUUUCCUUAAAAAGUGAGCAAAAACUCGGAGGGUACGUGCGACUCUGACGGUACAGAUGCUGACGGUACGGUUCAUUUCAGUUACUGGGUGAUUUUUUUGGUCCCCAUUAGAGACACAGAAAUGGUUUGCAAAUAUUUUCGUCUGAUUUUGGGCUAGAGCAAUUUAUUUAUAACGGCGCGUGAGCGGCGGAGUGACUGAUUUCAAGGAUGCUAUGUUGUGUAACAGCCACUGAUGUUUGUUGUAUUUAUUGUUUUGUUACUGUUUCAGUAACCUUACUGUUUUGGUACCGAUAACUCGUGUGUGAGUGUGUAUAUUUAUUAUUAUUAUUCUUGGUUUUGAUUUCAGUAGUGGUUACUUGAGAAGCAUGUUACAUUGUCUUGUGCUUUUUUUAAGUGAUAUGGUGUAUGAAUGUAUAUAAAUAUAUCUAUAUCUAAAUAUAUAAAGAUGCAUAACUGUUUACUGCACUAAGAAUAAAACAGCGUUCAUCCCAA
Colossoma macropomum (tambaqui) is the source of this 6899-nucleotide messenger RNA. It is a transcript of the gene lrp12, whose product is annotated as low density lipoprotein receptor-related protein 12. NCBI's taxonomy places the organism in Eukaryota, Metazoa, Chordata, Actinopteri, Characiformes, Serrasalmidae. The transcript is spliced from 8 exons. The record is from RefSeq and is a predicted model, not a curated record. Gene Ontology annotation, molecular function: low-density lipoprotein particle receptor activity; protein binding. Gene Ontology annotation, cellular component: plasma membrane. The coding region runs from base 1098 to 3722 and encodes 874 amino acids.